Molecule: messenger RNA, 791 nt
Organism: Salvia miltiorrhiza (redroot sage)
Lineage: Eukaryota; Viridiplantae; Streptophyta; Magnoliopsida; Lamiales; Lamiaceae
Product: protein RSI-1-like
Exons: 3
Coding region: 206-490 (94 amino acids)
Source: RefSeq, a predicted model, not a curated record
CGACAUUUCAUGGACUUUAUUUCUGCAUAUGAUUUUUUCCUAAAUCUACGCCUCAAACAUCGAUUUAUUUCCUACUUACAUUUCUCACAAAUCCUGCCCUAUAAAUAUUUUGGAUUUCGCCUACAUUAAUCACACAUCUCUCACUCUACUCUCUCUCCUCAUUUCACACAAAUUUCCUUCUUCAUUUUUAGAGCGAGGAAGCAAGAUGGGAGCACGCCCUUUCAACACUGUUUUGCUGGUUUUAUCAGUUAUUUUCUUGAUUACACUGUCCAAUGUGGCUGAGGGGUACAAUAAUCUCCGUCCUCGAGAGUGCAAACCUCGUUGCACAUACCGGUGCUCGGCGACGUCGCACAAGAAGCCGUGCAUGUUCUACUGCCAGAAGUGCUGCGCCAAGUGCCGGUGCGUGCCGGCCGGAGUUUAUGGCAACAAACAAACAUGCCCUUGCUACAACAACUGGAAGACCAAAGAAGGCCGCCCUAAAUGCCCUUAGAAUUUUUACUCCUCUUUAAUUUCUUAUCAAUAAUUCAAUAAUUCUACUCUCAUUUCUGAUGCUCAGAAUUUACUAUUUAGUAUAGUUUAGUCCAUCCCCCCUUAUAUUAUACUCCUACCUACUUUAUUGUUUUUGAUUCAGAAGCUGUAUUUUCGAUCAAUGGGAUCGUCUACUCCACCAAUCGAUCGUUAUAGUCAAAUUAAUAUUUAGUUUGUUUCGGCACAUGUUUUUAUGCUUAUGUCUGUUACAAAUAUUUUGGGGUAGUUUAUUGCUCCUACAUAAAUUCUAUCACUUAGUACUA